AUGGAGCAAUGCGACCAGGUUUUGAUUUCUAUGAAGCAGAUUUCGCCAAGAUUUUCCCUACGUACAUCGCGCUACAGCUUCACUUUCUACAAUCUUGGCACGAGUAUAGCUUCAAGACAGACGUGGCGCCAUGAAGCUAUUGACGAGACUAGGACUAGCGAUAUGGUGGAGUGGGGCCCUUGCGACAACAUCAUCUUAUGGUUUCAGUUCUACUUCAUCAAUAUCAAAGGACUACAAACUAACGAUUCUUGCAUAGAGCACCACGUCGUCCAUGAAAAGCGCCAUUUCACACCUCAGCGAUGGACCAAACGUGAUCGCGUUGCUGCGAAUAUGGUCUUGCCAGUUCGCAUUGGGCUGGCUCAAUCAAAUCUUGACCGGGCCGAAGAGUACCUAUUGGCCGUCUCCCACCCGAGCUCUCCUACAUACGGCAAGUUGUGGACACCAGAGGAGGUCAUCGCUGCCUUUCAGCCUAGCAUAGCCUCUGUUGAGGCUGUUCAUGGAUGGCUUACAGCUCAUGGAGUCCAGAAUGUAACUCAUUCGAAGAACAAGGGCUGGCUGGCCUUCGACGCUCCAUCAUCAGUCGUUGAAUCGCUGUUACGUACCGAGUACUACGAACACGAGGAUAAACUUACAGGGGGAAUUCUGCCGGCAUGUGAUCAGUACCAUGUGCCUAUGAGUAUUCAAGAUCACAUCGAUUACAUCACCCCGGGAAUUAAGCUCAUGGCGCCUGUGAAGGAUGAUGCUGACCUCAAGCGCAAACGAGCAAUAGAAAAGAGUACAACGUGGGGUGGAGUCAGGCGGCCAGCUCGACAACAAGUCUCAGAGAAACUUGUUAGUCUUAUAACAUCAAACAGUAGUGAUCUGAGUAACUGUGACAUAGCUAUCACUCCAGCUUGCGUUGCAGCUCUCUACAAUAUCCCGCCCGGGAAUUUGUCCCACCCCAGCAACUCGCUUGGAAUAUUCGAAGCUGAACUGCAAUUCUGGGACCAGCGGGACCUGGACUUGUUCUACGCCAACCUCACAAACUGGAUCCCAAGAGGCACUCAUCCGAUUAACGAGGAGAUCGACGGCGGCGUGGCUCAGACGAGCAACUCAUCCCUGGCUGGUGGCGAAGCCAUGCUGGACUUACUACUUGCAUAUCCAAUUGUAUAUCCACAAUCGAUUACCGUGUUAAAUGUGGACGAUAUACACUACCAGACGUGGGACAAUGACACGUACACAUGGGGCUUUAAUACUUUACUUAAUGCUAUUGAUGGAUCCUAUUGCACGUACUCAGCCUAUAAUGAGACCGGAGACUUGCCAGGCGUCGACCCAACGUACCCAGAUCCUGGUCCUGAUGGCUACAACGGGACGCUCCAGUGUGGUGUAUUUAAGCCUCCUAAUGUCAUCUCACUGUCCUACGGUGGACAAGAAGCAGAUGUACCCAUAGCUUAUCAGAAGCGCCAGUGCAACGAGUACCUCAAACUUGGACUCCAGGGUGUGACAUUCGUUUUUGCUUCUGGAGAUGCCGGUGUUGGCAACUAUCCUCAGCCGUAUGGCUUUGAUGGGCCGAAUGGAUGCUUGGGCCCCAAGGACAACCUUUUCAAUCCUACGUGGCCAAACAACUGCCCCUGGCUCACCAACGUAGGGGCCACGAAGGUCUAUCGGGGCUACACUGUCUUUGAGCCCGAGAGCGCUGUCUUUGAUCCGGGGAGAGUCAACUACUCCUCUGGAGGCGGAUUCAGCAAUAUUUACCCUGUGCCAGACUAUCAGAAGAUUGCUGUCGAUCGUUUCUUCAAGGACCAUGAACCAGUCUACCCAGCUUACUCAGGUUUGAUAGCUGAUGCUGAUAAUUACACACUGCCAUAUAUCACUGCGCUUGCGGGCAACAGUGGCGGAAUCUAUAACCGGAUGGGUCGGGGCAUCCCGGACGUAGCUGCUAAUGGUGAUAACAUUGCGAUUUUUGUAGGUGGGAGGUUUGGGCUGAGCGGUGGAACAAGUGCCAGUACCCCAAUAUUUGCUUCGGUUAUCAACCGGAUCAAUGAAGAGCGUAUCGCAGUGGGGAAAGGACCGGUAGGCUUCAUCAACCCGGUUUUAUACGAGCAUCCCGAAGUUUUAAAUGAUAUCACGAACGGGACAAAUCCGGGGUGUGGAACAGAAGGAUUCAGCGCAGUUCCGGGUUGGGAUCCUGUGACAGGUCUCGGAACACCCAAUUAUCCCAAGAUGCUGGAUCUGUUUAUUUCUCUUCCCUGA
Messenger RNA from Neoarthrinium moseri, 2232 nucleotides. RefSeq lists its product as uncharacterized. Gene Ontology annotation, molecular function: tripeptidyl-peptidase activity; serine-type endopeptidase activity. Lineage: Eukaryota; Fungi; Ascomycota; Sordariomycetes; Amphisphaeriales; Apiosporaceae. The coding region runs from base 1 to 2232 and encodes 743 amino acids. The record is from RefSeq and is a predicted model, not a curated record. The transcript is spliced from 5 exons. Gene Ontology annotation, biological process: proteolysis.